Messenger RNA from Adineta ricciae, 1794 nucleotides. The record is from the annotation of a GenBank genome assembly. NCBI's taxonomy places the organism in Eukaryota, Metazoa, Rotifera, Eurotatoria, Adinetida, Adinetidae.
AUGGUUCGGAUUAAAAAUCUAACUCAUCAUCCACAAUCGGCACGUUUUAUAUCGAAGUUAUCACAAACAAAUGAAACGUAUAUUAUAACAAUAAUGCAACAACAAUUUCUCAUUUACCUAGUUUUGAUCAUAAUAUAUUUUCUUCAUUUUAUUACAGACCAAGGAACCGUCAAUGCACAAUCAUCUAGCUGUGAAUGUUCUCCAGCUCCAUACUCUCAAUCAGGAACAAUUCGAUGCUCAACAAAUUCUGAUUGUGAAUGUUUAUGGACAACAUUGACUGAAAGAGGAAUAUGUGCCGAUGCAGUGAUGCCAUGCAACAAUUUACAAUCAUGUGAAAAUGAUAAUAAGACAUGUUCAAUACCUAAUACUAUAUGUGUCAAUAACACACAUUGUAAUCGUCCUGUGUGUUACCCAUUAGAGCGUGCUUCAUCUCAACGAUGUCCAUCAUUGAACGACAAUUCGACAAACAAUAUUCCACGAUGGUCAAGUACCACUAAUAUGGUAGCUGGAUGUUAUGCACAUGCAUCAGUUUUGCUAAAAAAUGGACAUGUACUAGUGGCUGGUGGAAGUUCAGCUGCUUUAAUUACGCAAGUGUACAAUCGAGCAGAGGGUUUAUGGAAUAGAACUGGUAACAUGUUUUUCGCACGUGCUUAUCAUACAUUAUCGUUACUAAACAAUGGUAAUGUAUUAAUUUCCGGUGGGAAAGGUAAUGGUAGCAGUCCAAAUACUGCAGAGUUAUAUGAUCCGUUGACAGGAUCAUGCACGAUGACUGGAAAUAUGAGCGUGGAACGAGACAGUCAUACAGCAUCAGUGUUAACAACCGGAAAUGUUUUAGUCACCGGUGGAAAUUCCAGUAUUACUAGUCUGAGUAGUGCCGAACUUUUCAAUCCAUUAACAGGAUUGUGGACAGUUACUAGUAGUAUGAGUAUCGAUCGUACCCUGCACACAGCUUCUGUAUUAGCUAAUGGACAAGUUCUGGUGGUCGGCGGAGAAUCCUCAAUUGGUCUAUUAAGUAGUACAGAAUUGUACGAUUUAACAAGAGGAGUUUGGAGCAGAACAGGCAAUAUGAUUUCAGCACGAGCUCGACACACGGCCACUAUUUUAAGCGACGGAAAAGUUCUUGUUGCAGGUGGAAGACUUUCUAAUAAAUACUAUACCGAUACUUCGGAAAUAUAUGAUCCAACUACGGGCUUAUGGACUAAAACUGGGAACAUGACAAUUCCACGACAAUGGCAUACAGCAUCUCUCCUACCGAAUGGGCGAGUGUUAGUUGUAGGUGGAAUCAGUAAUAGUGUCUAUGUGAAUACAACAGAGAUAUAUGAUCCACUUACUGGCCUUUGGGCAAAAGCCAGUAAUAUGAAUACAAUGCGUGGUUAUCAUACCGCCACAAUAAUGGCUAAUGGGCGGAUUUUAGUUGCUGGUGGUUUCCUCGAUUACGGCCACGUUUUGAGCUUCNUCACAAGUGUAUUUACAAUCAUUACAAUAAUUAUAAAAUGUUUGUGUUGUUCGAAAGAAGAGAAUGAAAAAUUAUGUGAUGUUUGUUUACCAUUCAUUAAUGGAAUUUGGGGAUUAUUUGGCCUCGCUUGGCAUAUUGUUGGUAGUGUUUGGAUUUUCAAAGUGAAAUCAUCUGUUCAAUUUACAGAUCCAACUAUAUUGAAUACUUAUUGUGAAAAACAUAGAUUUAAUUUUGCAUUUGGUUUAAUUCUUUUCAUGUAUUCAUUAGCAGGUUUAUUUUGUUGUUGUGUAUGUUGUUUAGGUUGUCUUUUUGCUUUUGUUUUACAUGAUGAUGAUUAA